AUGGGUGACUACUUAAAAGCACUUGAAUUUUACGAAAAAUCACAUAAAAUCUACGAAAAAGCUCUGCCUUCGAAUCAUCCUCAUUUGGCUGUUAGUCAAUUGAAUUUUGCAGCAUGUUACGAAAAGAUGGGUGAUUACACAACAGCUCUUAAAACCCUUAAAAGUGCUUAUCAAAUUCAGCAAAAAAUUUUUGAAGAAGGUAAUCCAGCUUUUGCUUCAACAUACAGCUGGUUUGAAAAGGUUUAUCGCAGUAUGAAAGAUUACUCAAAGGCGCUCGAUUACUUUCAAAAACGCCUCGAAAUAGAUCAAAAAACAUUACCUGAAGGGCAUCCAUAUUUUGGCAUUACAUACAGUAAUAUUGGUGAUGUUCAUCGAUUAAUGGGUGAUCAUGAGAAGGCACUUACAUUUCAUAGAAAAGCGUUAAAUAUUCAAGAAAAUAUUCAAUGUAAUCCUCUUGAAUGUGCAACGACAUAUAUAAAUUUAGGUGAAACUUAUCGUCAAAUGAAAGAUUAUACAACGGCAUUGUUAUAUUAUCAAAAAGGAAUAGAAAUACGUGAAAAGAAACUAUCAAAAAGUCAUCCUGUUUUAGCUGUAGUAUAUCACAAUUUGGCGAAAUUAUAUUUAUCUACUCGACAAUAUAAUAUGACAAUAAAAAAUGUUCAACAAGCGAUAGAAAUUGCUCACGAAAAAUAA
This is a messenger RNA of Rotaria sp. Silwood1, 693 nucleotides long. Lineage: Eukaryota; Metazoa; Rotifera; Eurotatoria; Philodinida; Philodinidae. The record is from the annotation of a GenBank genome assembly.